AUGCAGUGCGCUUCCCAAGGUCGGCGCACAAGAGCACGCCAAGCAAGCUUGUGGACCAGCUAUAACAAUGCACCGCUGGAGCAGCAGCUGCUGCCAAAAAUCAACGCUGCGCCCCAAAUGGGAACACCAAAAAGAACUGCUGGUGAAGACUUGAUGCAAACCAGAAAUGCACUGAGGAAGAACCAACUGACUGCAGCUACUGAUCUGAACCAGCCUGCAAAAAAGGCAUGUGUCGCAGCAUCUGCUGACCUUAGCAGGCACUGA
Messenger RNA from Gongylonema pulchrum, 264 nucleotides. NCBI's taxonomy places the organism in Eukaryota, Metazoa, Nematoda, Chromadorea, Rhabditida, Gongylonematidae. The record is from the annotation of a GenBank genome assembly.